Molecule: messenger RNA, 885 nt
Organism: Penicillium canescens
Lineage: Eukaryota; Fungi; Ascomycota; Eurotiomycetes; Eurotiales; Aspergillaceae
Exons: 4
Coding region: 1-885 (294 amino acids)
Source: RefSeq, a predicted model, not a curated record
AUGGACUUCUACCCAGGCGGCGGAGGUACUAGGGCAGAGCGUGAGAUGGGCAACUCGCCGUAUAAGGCUUGUUGUGCAAAGCAGGACCUGAAGCAAAUUGUGUUUGAGUGCGAAAUGCCCGGUGUGACCGAUUUCGAUAAUCCCGCUUAUCCGCAUAUGGAAAGCGACUCAGGGCAUCAUUGGAUGAUUAGUCCGUUAAUGCUCGACAAUAUCCUUUGUGCAUUCCGAAUGUCGACCUUCGAGGCCUUGGCGGAGGUUGCAAUCGAUGUAAUUACCAGCGCAGGCAAAAUCCUGGCAGGACUCAAUGCUGCCGUUGUUGUGGCGGAGAUUCUCGAUGAGAACUCGUUGGCCCCACAAGAAUAUUUCAAAGAGUCCGUUGGAAAGGGAGCAUCAACAGCGCGAGGCGUCAGCAAACGAUACAUACAGAAAGACAUGAAGCUCUGCAAAAAGCUUGACAACGACGACUGUGGUUUCAUUGACAAGAACAAGGACAAGCACAAGGACAAGAACAAGACCGCUACUAACGACAAGCAGAAUCCUACCACCACUGAGAAGGACGAGCCAACCAACUGUGAAAAAAAGCUGGAUCCAACGACCACCGACACGGGCAAGGACAACUGCAAACGCGCUGCCGAUGGUGGUGGGUGUAGUACGAAGCAUGAUUCCACGAUAACCAAGUGGCAUUCCGAGCUCAGAACUAUCUCGAAGACCUGCUAUGAAAAUCAUUGGUCGCAGGAUUUUUACAACUGUUACUCGGCGGGGCAAAACCAUGCCCAUAUUGACAACUGGUUCACUUGCAGCGAGAGCCACAAUCACGACGAAAAACGGAAGAAGCGCAGCGCUGUGACUCAGUGGAAGAAACAGCACUUUUCUGGCAAGGAAUAG